Messenger RNA from Xylaria bambusicola, 2700 nucleotides. RefSeq names its product periodic tryptophan protein 2. NCBI's taxonomy places the organism in Eukaryota, Fungi, Ascomycota, Sordariomycetes, Xylariales, Xylariaceae. The coding region runs from base 1 to 2700 and encodes 899 amino acids. The record is from RefSeq and is a predicted model, not a curated record. Gene Ontology annotation, biological process: ribosomal small subunit assembly; maturation of SSU-rRNA from tricistronic rRNA transcript (SSU-rRNA, 5.8S rRNA, LSU-rRNA). The transcript is spliced from 3 exons. Gene Ontology annotation, molecular function: protein binding. Gene Ontology annotation, cellular component: Pwp2p-containing subcomplex of 90S preribosome; small-subunit processome.
AUGAAGACUGAUUUCAAGUUCUCCAACUUGCUUGGAACCGUCUACUGUCAAGGGAAUCUCUUGUUCAGUCCAGAUGGAACCUGCCUGUUCUCUCCAGUCGGGAACCGGGUCACUGUUUUUAAUCUUGUCGAGAACAAAUCGCAUACACUUCCGUUCGCACACCGAAAGAAUAUCUCAAGGAUAGGCCUGACACCGCGGGGCAACCUAUUAUUUUCUGUCGAUGAGGACGGUCACGCUAUCUUGACCAACGUUACCCGGCGCAUACCUAUAUACCACUUCUCCUUCCGCUCGCCUGUCACUGCCCUUGCUUUCUCCCCCUCGGGGCGCCAUUUUGCCGUCGGAUUGGGUCGCAAGACUGAAGUAUGGCAGGUCCCUUCUACGCCCGACUCGAGCCCCGAAGGUGGCCUGGAGUUUGCACCUUUCGUGCGCCACCAUACUCAUAUGGGCCAUUUCGAUGAUGUGCGCCAUAUAGAGUGGUCCAACGACUCUAGAUUCUUCUUGACAGCAUCCAAGGAUUUGACAGUUCGCAUAUGGAGUCUACAAGCCGAGGAAGCUUUCGUCCCGACUGUAUUAUCCGGACAUAAACAAGCUGUCGUUGGAGCUUGGUUCUCUAAGGACCAAGAGACGAUAUAUACCGUCAGUAAGGAUGGUGCAGUAUUCGAAUGGCAGUAUACUAGGCAUCCCGAUGCGCCGCCUCCCGACGAGGACGAAGAGAUGGAAGGGGCCAAUGACGAUGAUAUGCGCUGGAGAAUCAUGCAAAGACACUACUUCAUGCAGAGCCAGGCACAUGUCAGAUGCGCCGUGUUCCACCCGGAUACAAAUUUACUGGUAGCUGGCUUUUCCAAUGGCAUAUUUGGUCUGUACGAAAUGCCUGACUUCAAUCCGAUCCACACCCUUAGUAUAUCCCAGAAUGAAAUCGAUUUUAUUACUAUCAACAACAGUGGUGAGUGGCUGGCUUUCGGCGCCUCUAAGCUUGGCCAGCUCCUGGUUUGGGAAUGGCAAUCAGAGUCCUACAUCCUCAAACAGCAGGGCCACUUCGACUCGAUGAACUCACUUGUUUAUUCGCCCGACGGAAAACGUAUCAUCACUACUGCCGAUGACGGUAAAAUAAAAGUAUGGGAUGUGGAGUCCGGAUUUUGUAUUGUCACAUUCACUGAGCACACAAGUGGUGUUACGGCUUGCGAAUUCGCUAAAAAGGGCAAUGUAUUGUUCACCUCAAGCUUGGACGGCUCGAUCAGAGCCUGGGAUCUGAUAAGAUUCCGAAAUUUCAGGACGUUCACGGCGCCGACGAGGCUCUCGUUUUCUUGCAUGGCGGUAGAUCCAAGCGGGGAAGUUGUUGCAGCAGGGUCCCUAGACUCAUUUGAUAUUCAUAUUUGGUCAGUUCAGACUGGCCAAUUGCUCGAUCAACUAGCUGGGCAUGAGGGGCCUAUCUCAUCACUAGCCUUUGCGCCUAACGGCGGCUUGUUAGUCAGCGGCAGUUGGGACCGUACGGCUCGGCUGUGGUCUAUAUUCGGCCGUACACAGACAAGCGAACCUUUGCAGCUUCAGUCGGAUGUGCUAGAUGUUGCUGUUCGACCCGAUUCAGAACAACUCGCCGUCUCUACCUUGGAUGGCCAGCUGACCUUCUGGUCCAUUUCUGGUGGAGAGCAGGUAUCUGGGCUCGAUGGCCGGCGUGAUGUUUCUGGAGGCCGAAAGGUUUCCGAUCGAAGAACAGCCGCGAACGUGUCAGGCACAAAGAGUUUCGGCACCAUAAAGUAUAGCACGGAUGGUAGCUGUCUACUUGCGGGUGGGAGCAGUAAGUAUAUUUGUCUAUAUUCUGUGAGCACUAUGGUUCUGCUCAAAAAAUUCACUGUCAGCGUCAAUCUUUCAUUAUCUGGCACUCAGGAGUUCCUCAACAGUAAGCUUCUUACCGAGGCGGGCCCUGAAGGCUUGCUCGACGACGAAGGGGACUCGGAUGGAAACAAUCGCCCGGAUGAUUCUCUUCCAGGGUCAAAACGUGGAGGUGAUCCAUCAGCCAGAAAGAAGCUCCCAGAAGUCAGAGUUACUGGUGUUGCCUUCUCUCCUGCUGGUACGUCUUUCUGUGCCGCUUCCACCGAAGGACUUCUCAUUUAUAGUGUCGAUAAUGAGCUCCAAUUUGAUCCGUUCGACUUAAAUAUGGAAAUCACACCAGCCUCCACUCUCGCAGUUCUCGAGAACGAGAAAGAUUACCUGAAGGCCCUUGUGAUGGCGUUCCGGCUGAAUGAAGCGGGCCUGAUCAAGAGGGUAUUCCAAGCUAUACCAUAUCCUGACAUUGCAUUAGUGGUCGAACAAUUUCCCACAGUUUACGUGGCCAGGUUAUUGCGAUUCGUAGCAGCACAGACAGAAGAAUCACCUCAUAUCGAGUUUUGCAUGCUCUGGAUCAAAGCUUUGGUGGAUAAACAUGGUCCAUGGCUAACAGCCAAUAGAAGCAAGGUUGACGUUGAACUCCGGAUAGUUUCCAGAGCUAUCGCUCGGAUGCAGAACGAGAUCAGACGCUUGGCCGACGAGAAUAUUUACAUGGUUGACUACUUGCUUGGGCAGGCUAAUACAAAGUUUGCUGGAAACACCGAUCAAGGUCCCAGCCACGAGGGCGACGAGCCAAUGAAGUUGCUGACAAUGAGCGAACCAGAAGUAGCUGGAUCACAAGACGACUCUGAAGGAGAAUGGAUAGGUCUAGACUGA